UCGUAUUUCCGGCAUGAUUUACCGAUAUUUACCCCCUCCUUUCCCACCGCCACAGGCAGGCCACGUAUUAGGUUGUGCGUGGCUCUUGCCUCAUUGGCGUCUGUUUCCCCGUCCAAGACGGUUGUAUUCUUUGUAAGUCAAAGAAAUUAUUUCAAAAUAUUUUUUCGUACAGAUACGUAGUCGUAAAAAAAAAAAAAAAAAAGACAAUUUGAUAAUUACUGGAAUUUUGGUAAGAUACCUACCAAAUUUUUAUUAUUAAUGUUUGCUUGAGCUGCUGCUUCGUUCAGAUUUAACAUGAAUAAUGCUAAUAGUAAAGACGAUGGUGAGAACGAUAACCGAAAAAGUGAUAGUUCCAGCAAUAGUUCAUCAAGCAGUGAUUCGGAUUCAUCAUCCAAGAGACGGAAUCGUAAGAAGUAUAAAAAAGACAGGAGAUCAACCAGGCUGCUUAAAAAGCUAUCAAAAGAAGUAAGUGAAUUACGUAAUCAAGUUUUCCAUCAACAAUGUCAAUCUACCCCAAAUUAUGUUGCUUUAGAGAACGAUAAUUUUAUUGAAGCUAAUAUUAGUGGUGAUUUAUUCAGUCCAGCGAUAAAUAUUACGUCUCCCAGUGGGGUGUCUCCUAUUAAGGUUACAAAUGAACAAAGUUUUAGCAUAUGUUUAGACACUAGUCUUAAAGAACCAACUAUUGCAAAAGCUUCCGCUGAAUAUAUCACCGCAAUAAAUAGUCUUCAACGUUUUGGUGACUCUACUUGGAGUGACGUCCGUUACUCUGAGGUUCAGAAAACUUAUAGCCACUCUCCGGGAUUUAUUGAAUUAGAAGUAAAUGAUGAAAUUAAAUCAUUUGACACGGCUAAAAGUUUUUCCUUCAUUGAAAAAAGUUAUGCUACCCUAACAUAUGCAUUACUAAAACAAAAAGAAACUCUGGAAUGUGGCAUACGAGAUUUUCUUAAGUGGUCCCAGGAAUCGGAAAUGAUAACUUAUUUAGACAUAAAGAACAAGAUGGAAGAUAUUUUCUUGAAAGGUGAUUUUCACAAGGUGUCUUCAGACGCUAUGCAGUUAGUAUGUGGACAUAGAGCUGACACGAUCCAACAAAGACGCGACGCCAUUUUAAAGUACGUUAAAGAUCCCUUAGUUAAAACAGCUCUGAGGAAGAUUCCACCAUCUUGUUCCCAUUUAUUUGAAGAGCAGACGUUUACAUCAGUGUUGGACAAAUAUGGCGGUGUAAGGAAAAUUUUCUGGACGAAGCCGAAAGCCAACAAACCUUCUGUGCAAGCAGGUCCACAUAAUAUAUGUCGUCAUCCCGCACAGGGCGUACCCGACUUCUUGCAAAACGAGGACUGGUUAGUGAAAAUAGAUUUGAGUCAAGCCUACUUUCACGUGCCCGUAGCAGAAAGACAUCGUUGCUUCCUAAGGUUGAUUUUCAAAGGAGAAUUGCUACAAAUGACGUGUCUACCAUUUGGAUUAAGUUCGGCACCGAAGGUGUUUGCGACUAUAACAAAUUGGAUUGCUCAGAUCCUUCGAGAAAAGGGCAUCAGGCUUCUAGUAUAUUUAGACGAUUAUCUUUUAGCACAUCGGGAUCGGAACAUUCUGGAAGAUCAAGCUUUGACAGUCAUCAAAACGUUAGAGCGACUAGAUAGCCCACGUAGUUCCGGAUUAUGUAUCAAUCGACCUUUGGGAUCGCCAAGCUGUCUACCACGAUGCUCUCAGCCGGAAUUGGAACUACCAAUUAGCUUGGGUAUUUCCACCACCGUGCCUAGUACCUCGAGUAUUACUACACAUGAACCAAGCAAAGGGCAUAUUUUUAAUAGUGGUUCCACGUUGGGAACAAGUAUUUUGGCGCACAGACCUCGAGAAAAGAGCAGUAGCACCACCACAUACAAUUUCGGAACUGCACGAGGUCCUUAUCGAUGCGACUACCAACCGGCCACCACCGAACAUCAAAUCGAUAAUUCUAGAAGUUUGGAAAUGUGGGGGUGGGCCAGUGACCUAACUGAUUGGACCGAAGAACAAAAACAUAUGCUAAAAUCUGGAUGGCGACAAUCAACUUUAAAAACUUACAAGUCUGCAUGGAUGCGAUGGGUUCGUUGGGCAGAGCAAAAUCAUGUUAACCGUAAUGAUCCACAAGGAUCAGACUUAGCACGCUACUUGAUUGAUUUAUCUCAAAAAGAGGGUCUGUCUUAUAAAACUAUACUUUUGCAUAAGUCCGUAGUCGCUACACUCAGUAAUACUAAUUCAUCAUGUUUGAGUUCUCAUAUAUUAGUCAAACACGCUUUGAAGGCAAUUUCUUUAAAAUCACCAGUUCCAGGAAAACCACCUAUAUGGGAUGUUUCCUAUUUAUUAAACUAUUUGUCUAACUGUCAAAGAGACAACAGUAGUUUGUUCAGAAUAUCCCAGCUAACUGCUAUUUUAUUAUUGCUUUGUUCUGGAAGGCGUGUACAUGAUUUGACCCUGCUCGAUGUCACACCCCAGCACAUGAUAAUAGAAGAAAACUGCAUAAUCCUUUGGCCGCGCUUUGGGUCAAAAACUGAUUCCUGUGAUUAUAGACAGUCUGGCUGGAAAAUUAUUGCAAAUGAAAAUUGUCAGUUAUUAGACCCUGUUUAUUGGAUAAAACAAUUAGUAAAUGCGUCCCAAUCAAGGAGACUAGAAUGUAGUCAAAGAUUACGCAAUGCUCUAUUCUUAACAGUAAGAGGUGACCCUAAACCUGCCUCUCGCACCGUGAUCGGAGGUUGGGUAAAAGCCUUACUCAAUGAAGCUGGUAUUAAAGCUACUCCUGGUAGCGUCCGAUCAGCAGUAGCUUCUAAGAAUUGGGUGGAUAACUUUCCUUUAGAUUCAAUUCUAGCUCAAGGAAAUUGGCGGUCAGCAGAAACUUUUCGCCAAUUUUAUCGUCGUGAGAUUAUGCAAAACAAUCUAUAUAAUGAAAAUAGAAAUAAUAUUAGCGUUUUAUUUAAUCCAGUCUAGCAGCACUUGCUAAUUAAAAUGAAUGAAUAUGAAAGUUAACAUGUUUUGAUUUACACUACGCAUACGUAUUAAUAUUGUUUUAGUUUUGUUUGAGAAAAUAGAACUUUGAAUGAUUAUACUUAAGGCAAGACUUAUAUAUACCUAUAUAAAAUAAAUAAUAUUUUUUGCAAUUAUUUACUUUUACUUCCCCUCUAUCAUACAGCCUAUCUUCACAGAAAUAGCAUUUCCAGUGUGUUCUCGUCAAUAACAACGACAUCACAUUGGCGCUUUCCACCGCCAGGCGAUAACAAACACGUCUCUCAUUUAUUUAUAGGCUUCGAAUAGCGUACAGUGUUUAAUAUGAGCGUUUUACCUUACAAUAAAACGCUUAUUAAAUACUUACCUAUUCGAAGCCUAUACAAUAAUACCUGCCUGGCUCAUAAACGAGACACAAUGAGGCAAGAGCCACGCACAACCUAAUACGUGGCCUGCCUGUGGCGGUGGGAAAGGAGGGGGUAAAUAUCGGUAAAUCAUGCCGGAAAUACGACAGAAUACGGAAACGGAAGUGCCACUCUCAUUUAUUUAUAGGCUUCGAAUAGGUAAGUAUUUAAUAAGCGUUUUAUUGUAAGGUAAAACGCU
Molecule: messenger RNA, 3573 nt
Organism: Amyelois transitella
Lineage: Eukaryota; Metazoa; Arthropoda; Insecta; Lepidoptera; Pyralidae
Exons: 4
Coding region: 295-2955 (886 amino acids)
Biological process (GO): DNA recombination; DNA integration
Molecular function (GO): DNA binding
Source: RefSeq, a predicted model, not a curated record